ACUGAGUCAGCCCGAAUUUAACCCUCAGUACGCUAUGAAACAUUGAGAUCCAAACACGGCCAAAAUAGAGAACUCAGAAUUAGAAUUCAUUCUGUGUCUCAGUGUCACACCUGAAGAUCCAAACAAUGCCUUUGAGAAGAUUACUAGAAGUUGAACAACCUGGACCAUUGAGAUACAUAAUUGGAGCAGCAAUAAUGAUGGUAGGAGUUGUUUUACCUGUUGGAUUCAUGAUGUUUCGUAACAAACGUGUUCCAUCUUCUUCUUCUUACUCCAAACAGACGUAGGAAUAAAGGAUUGAUCUAAAGAAAUUGACAAGACUGAUGCAACCAGAAGGAGGAGGACAACAAUUUGAUCUGUAAAGAAAUUUACCAAAUUACCACUUUAAUAUGAUUUUGCAAAUUUGAGAUGUGUUGUUGUUUAGUUAGAAUUGUUAGCUGAACAAGAAAUUUAGAAUUUUGAUUCUUUUCUUGGUUUAAUGGAAUUGAGUUGGAAAUUACCACAUGCC
Messenger RNA from Papaver somniferum (opium poppy), 505 nucleotides. RefSeq lists its product as uncharacterized. The record is from RefSeq and is a predicted model, not a curated record. Gene Ontology annotation, cellular component: Golgi apparatus. The coding region runs from base 126 to 284 and encodes 52 amino acids. Lineage: Eukaryota; Viridiplantae; Streptophyta; Magnoliopsida; Ranunculales; Papaveraceae. The transcript has 3 exons.